Molecule: messenger RNA, 1270 nt
Organism: Mugil cephalus (flathead mullet)
Lineage: Eukaryota; Metazoa; Chordata; Actinopteri; Mugiliformes; Mugilidae
Gene: irx7
Product: iroquois homeobox 7
Exons: 2
Coding region: 46-1041 (331 amino acids)
Biological process (GO): neuron differentiation; regulation of transcription by RNA polymerase II; cell development
Cellular component (GO): nucleus
Molecular function (GO): DNA-binding transcription factor activity, RNA polymerase II-specific; RNA polymerase II cis-regulatory region sequence-specific DNA binding
Source: RefSeq, a predicted model, not a curated record
UUGGAUUGCCACUCAGACUCUAAUAGCUGGGACGCACAGGGAAACAUGCCCGCAUCGCAAACUGGAUUUGGCAACUUCUUCUUGGACAGGAACAUCAGCAUGCCGACUGGAUAUCAGAUCCCGGUGCUGGGAUGCCCACCGGGUGUGCAGCAACAGCAGCAGGCUCAGCAUCUGGCAGCGAUGGCAGCUGGGGUUCCUUUAACAUACUCAGGGCUACAGGGAUACAACUUCAUCCCAUAUCCACACCACAGACACAUGGCACACAUGAGCAAUGGUUUCGAUUUAAAGGCUGCCUCUCCCUACCACCACGCUCUCUUAGCUCGCGGGGGGGCUUUCUAUCCUCCAUUCCGCCCGGGAGCAGCCGAGGACCCCGGCAGGGUCGCCAAGGUGGCCACCCGAGAGAGCACCGGCGCGCUGAAGGCCUGGCUCAACGAGCACCUGAAGAACCCGUACCCAACCAAGGGCGAGAAAAUCAUGCUCGCCAUCAUCACUAAAAUGAGCCUCACGCAGGUCUCCACCUGGUUCGCUAACGCGAGGCGACGCUUGAAGAAGGAGAACAGGGUCAGCUGGGCGUCCAAGGGGAAAUCAGACGAGGAAGAAGAAGAUCAGGAGGGAGACAGCGACGAAGACGACAGUCCCCUGCAGAAAUGUCAUUUGGAUGAGCACGACGAGGCAGAGUCUCAGACCGACCGCGCGGACGCCGUUAAGCAGGUCGAGAGCGCACUUGGCCAGUGCGCACCUGUGGAUGCGCGUUUGGAGAUGCCGCAACAGACCAGCAGCGAACACCGAGACGGAGAGCUGAGACUUGUCAAGAAAGUUGAAAAGAGUGACUCCGACCACACUUCCUCAGCUUUGGAGGGUAAGGAGAACGUAACCAGUCAAAAACCCAAAAUCUGGUCUUUGGCGGAGACCGCCACCUCAGAGACUGUGAAGAAACCUCAGGACGGUAUUUACCACCCCGCUGGGAAACUGUGGGCAGAGUGGGCUUCAAGAAACGGACUGUUUGUCCCGUCAUGUUACACCACUCAUGAGAUUGUCUAGGCUGGCAUUUAGACACUUAAUGAAGGACAUUGUCCACAUCUUUUUGCACUUUAAUCUUCCGAACCUCAGGGACUCCCUGAAGUUUGCAAUGAAUUGAAAAUCUGUUGUGAGACCAAAGACUAAAAUAUGUCGUGUUUCUGUAAAUAUUUGUAGAUUUAUUUUUCCACCAACGAGAUGUAAAUUAUGUUUCCUUAUUUUUUGUUUAAAUAAACACCGGCUUCUGACGAAA